AUGACCAACAAGUGCAAGGUCCGCGUCCACGACACAGGGAGCAGUAACCGGGUGCACCCACCCAGUCACCUUCUGUCCCCGCGACUCACGUCGCCUCGAUGUCUUCGGCCGACAACUGCCGCGCCGCGCAAGCUCCUCCUGGCACAAAAGUCGCCUUCGCCAUUGCCCUCAUCCCUAACGUCCAAAACCAAUCAAUAUGACCAAGGCACUGUCGAGAUCCUGCCGACAGUUGCUAUGAAGCCGACCUUGAUCCCGUCCGAGGACUCAACGCCCCAGCAGCCAGCGCCACCUACACGACCUGGUUCCGCCCUCAAACCCCCCAUCACCCCCCGCCAAAUGGCCAAGCGACCGCACACGGCAGCUAACGCCUUGACCGUUGUCCGGCGGAGUGCCAUGUCGAGUCCGUCCCCCACGGCUGCACCCUCCCCGCCGCCGCCAUCACGUCACAGUGUCGAAGACGCAGCGGCGUUGAGGUCGUUCCAUCGGUUGCUUCAGGACGACGACCCAGCCAAAGCCCUCCGAUCUGCCUUCUUGACGUGGGACACGGAUCGAGAUGGCGUGGUCUCGGAACAACAAUGUCGAGAUAUGUUUACGAGCAUGGGGUGGGCGGCCAAGCUGGGCGACGACGCCACCGCCCACGUGCUCCAGUGCGUCGUGCACCCAACGACGAGACUCGUGGCGCUGGCCGACUUUUGUCGGUGGCAAGAGGUCGAUGGCAACGCCAAGCAUAACGAGUUGCAACACCGGCAAGUGCCGCCACUGCUAACCACCCGCGAGACCAUCUCGAUCUUGCGCAAGCGAUACGAUAAGGAGUCCCUUGCCACGGUCUUUCGAACGUGGGAUGACACCAAAGCUGGCCACUUGACGCCUGCCAUGCUCGCGCACAACUUGGCCAAACUGCACAUGGCGGUGGAACCCAGUGUCGUCCAUGACCUAGUGCACACUUACGACGUGGACAAGGACGGGGCGUUGGACUUUGCCGAAUUCAACGCAUUUCUCGACGGCCCGCAAAUCGACGGCCACGACCGAUCCGCCGUCAUUGAACGGAAUCGGACGUUCAAGUCGUCCGCUAUAGUGGGAACAGCACCGCCAAUCGUCCAACCCGGCGCGAUGUCGAACGCGGUCGAGUUGCUGCGGGAUGCGACGGAAGACGCCGCGGCGGUCGAAGUGGCGGAGCGAGUGUUUCAGAAACUCAAAACGUACAAGUCGCGCAUUGCAGACGUAUUCCGAGAAAUGGACGAAGACGAGAGCGGCGUGCUGUCGUACGCCGAGUUUCGGCAAGGGCUCAAGCACAAGGGCAUUCAGUUGACGGAGCAAGAGUUCCACCACCUCAUGACGGACGUGGACAAGGACAAGAACGGUCUCGUAACGUUCCAGGAACUGUCGGCGCACUUGAACGCGUGUGAAAAGACGGUGCAGCUGCACUUGGCUUCCGUUCCUCGUCUCACGAGUUGGACCGAAGACGACUCGACCAAAGGCAAACUCAAGUACAAUUUCGACCAACUCCGACGAAAAGUGCGGGCGCCAACUCGACGGGGCCGCACGCCCCACUACGACACGCGACUACUCAUCACCGGUCCCGCGAGCAAACAUAACGCUUGUCAAGCUGAUGCCACGACGAGGUUUCACGUGGAAUCCAACCAAUUUGGGCCGUGUCCAACUUCGCCCAGCGUCAGCGCAAGCGACAAAGCCGCCCGAGCUUCGGUGCACGCCAUGAGACAGCGCCGCAUUGCCGACUCGCGCCAUGGCCAGGACGUGUACACCGCCAUGGAGCGCCUGAAAAUGCAAAUGCUCAACGACAAGAAAGCCACGUACAGUCCACCAGAGCGCACUCGAUAUUACUUAAAGUUACAGCAGCGCGCAGACCACGAUGCGACCGCGUGGGAGUUUGGGCCACCACACGAGUAA
This is a messenger RNA of Aphanomyces astaci, 1908 nucleotides long. RefSeq lists its product as hypothetical. Gene Ontology annotation, molecular function: calcium ion binding. The coding region runs from base 1 to 1908 and encodes 635 amino acids. Lineage: Eukaryota; Oomycota; Saprolegniomycetes; Saprolegniales; Verrucalvaceae. The record is from RefSeq and is a predicted model, not a curated record. The transcript is spliced from 14 exons.